ACUUCAUGCCAUGUGCAUUUCCCAUUAUCAUGGACAGGCAUAUGUCAUUGAAUCAACAUUAUCACCCUUAGGAGUGUGAAAUAACAAAAUUUAAUGACUCAGCAGAGCAUCAAUGUAUCCAAUAAUGUAUUCUUGUGGCACAAUGCGUCUCUUUUGACCCCAAAUCAAGCUGCAAUUGAACGAAAAAAGGGAUGUCCUCAAUCCUCCGUCGCUGUUAUCGUAGAUUUUGUGCUUGAAAUGGAAGAUUCUAAAGUUACACCAUCGGAUUCGGGUUCAAAUUCCUGAAGAGAGCCACCCACACAUAAUGUCUUGUUCUUUCCUAGUGUUGGUUUAGACAGCAUUUUCCGGAAAGUGUUUAAUAUACAAUUAUUCCGAACAAAAGCCUUCACGCGGUCUUCGCGAUCGAUUCUCCUCCGCGUCCGGAAGCGGCGCUGUUUAUCUUGUUCCGUCUUCUUCGUUUGCUCGUUGAUUUCUCCCCUUGAAUAUCCUAGGCCUUUCAGCAACUGAAUGCGUUGGAGAGACGGGAUUUUUAACUCUUCCUCGUUCCUUCUAGCUUCGGAUCUUCUGCACUCAUAACUUUCUAUUCCAUACGUUUGCUCCUUGUCAUAGCCCCAAUCCAAUGAAAUUGGAGCACCUCUCGAAACCGACGGAUUGUCGCCAAGGCAUAUCGAGUAAUCUCGAACGUCAACGCUUGAAAAGUGAACAGAUUUAUCUUCGUUGCUCUGAUCGAUGUUCUUGCUGCUGCUCCCAUUCUCGUUUUUUACCAAGGGAUUUGCUAAAGUUUCUUCUUUUUUUAAUGAGAUUUUUUUCUUUGACCGACAACAUUCUUUGUUGUGGUUCUCGAGGCCACUGGGGGCCAAUUCCAGAGAGUACAUUGCAGCGUAUCGCAGACACAAAUUGGUUAAACUAGAGAUGAUUUCAACUUGUUGAGCAAUACGCGGUAUCGGGUAGUCACGCUUUUCCUUCCCACGAUACAACCUGUAAUAGGAACCACAGACCUUCCUUCSMGUAGAAAUCUACUUGAAACUUUUGCUCACUGAUCUUUUACUUUGCCAAAUCGAUGGUAGGACUACGUAGACAUAAUCAACGAUUCAACAUGCAGUUUCAUUUUGUGUCCAACAAUGUGAUCGAACUUUGUAUGGGGGCAUCAGUACUUAAGAAAAUACCUCCGGCGCUAAAAAAUGGCUACCAAAAUAGUUUCACACUUCUAACGUUUAGCAGACUUUACUUUCCUUAUGGUCUUCCUGACAAAAAUCAAUAAUAGAGAACAGUAYUUUGUACUAGUAUUCCGGUACUCCAAUGUAUGUCCUGUCCAACUCUUCAGUCCAGAAGAAAAAUGUCGUCACUUCAGAUUUCAUAUUAAUCAUUGAAAAAUUACUUGCGCCUAAUUAUCCGCUAAGUGUACUGUUGAAAAAUGUUCUUCGAUUGACAUCAAACUCGAAGUAAUCGUGUUCUGUCGAAAUUAUUUAAUACAAAAGAACAGGGGAACAGUUCUUCGAAAUCUUAAAAUAGUAACGGUUGAGAAUCUCGAAGAAGAAAGCUCCGGAAACGCGAGGUUAUUCACUAGCUACUCGUACCCGUGACAAGGGUUUGACAUCUGUAAUCUGAGCACCCCUGAUCUACCGUACUUACGGUACUACGUACUUUUCAGGUUCAUCUCGACUAAUGCCAUGACACCWGUACACGGGUAUUAUUUGGAAGUUGCUCUGCUCUAAAAAUCUACUGAAAGAAGUUAGACGUACCGGUACUACCGGUAGCUAAGUGAUUUUUUUCAGGUUUCGAUUUUAGUGACGACUGACGACAGUACUCGUACGUACGAUUACGAAUUACGAGUACGAGUAUUUGUACUGUAGUAUGGCAUCAUUGUAAAGUAGGAACGUACGACACGAUUCCGUUCAUUUUCCUACGAUACAGUAGUGGUUGCCUUAAUUUUCUUUCUUUUCGGCAAGAGAGAUCGUCGCCUUUCGUCAAGGAUCAGUACGUGCUUGCAAUAGUAACUACCUGGAUCGAGCACUUUUCCUGAAAGAGAUGGAGCCAGGAGGAGACGAUUAGGUGCAACAACCAAUGAUUGACACACCUAUUCUUGGUAGGACAAGCAGGCGACAGAAGAGAUGGAUCUUUCCUUCUUUGCCAAAGUUCUCGAUUAGAUAUUCUUUGUGCGUUGGCAUCAUAAUCUUCUUGUCAGUGUCGUCGAAUAUCGAAUAUUGCCUGGGACUCCUACAACGCAAUUCCUUGAAUCUCCUUUAUCAUUCCAGAUUGGUGAGCUGUGCGAUAUCUCACUUGCAGUUGAGUUCGUACCGCCCUUUUUGUGAUUCAAAAAGCAUCAUAUCAAGGCUGGAAAAAGAUGGGGGAGUUUCCUAUCGGCAGUCGGUUUGCACAACCCAAGAGAUGGAAUCAAUUCGAAGUGAGAUUUUCCUCGUUAUGAAACGUGAUCUGACAAAAGAACGUUCCUCCAUUGCACAAAACCGACUUGGUGCCACUUUGUCAAGUGACAACGCGCAUGAGACAAUUUGCAUACUAGAGAAGGGGUCGAUUCACACAUUAGUCCAACGACUUGCGAGUUCUUCGGGCACUAAGAUUGAAUUGGCGCGUGAGGUACCUGUGGAAGUUCGUACAUACGAGCAAGUUGGAGCCUCAAUGGCCUGGCAUAAGGAUGAUAUUCUUUACGAUCCUCCUCAGGUCGAAGUUGUCUUCACCUUAGAGAAUGAUUCAGAUUGCGUCACGAUGUGGGUUCCUGAUAAGGGCGAAGGUACCGCCGGUGAAACCAACAAUGAUAUAAUCCAAAGCCAAGAAACGCACCCUAAUUCAAUGUUGAUUUUGCUGGCYGGCGGGCCUGAUCAUUGCGUAACAUCUCUCAAACGCGGUCGAAGGGUGAUCUUGAAAUGUGCGUACGUUUGCGAGGGCGCGACGUAUGUUGGGGAAGAAGAUCUUCACCAAUUUGGUUCAGUAAAAUCCAAUACGAAUGCAAAUAGAACAUCGAAGCCCAAGAGACGAAAACAGAAGAGAAGGCGUUGAGGAUAUGAUUGAGGAUCGAAUUGCCUAAUUCUUGUGUGAAUUUGAAAUUAAUCUUGUGACGCAGUGAUGGGAGGGACCGAUGCAUUGAGUGAAUACCGCAUUCAUGUGUUGAUACAAUCAAAGGCUCUCGAUGAAAAUGACCUGAUGCUAAAAUUUUAACGUGAGACUCAAAACAAACGUAUACUGCUUUAGAAUUUGCUACUGGGCGUAACUAGAGAAUGGGGCAAACAACCAAAUGCUUAUCAUUUAAUAUCCAAAUUCUAUCACACACAAGAAUGGUAAUUUACAGUAUAUGAUCUAUUCUGGCACCUAUCUCGGUUUUGCGUCAGCAAAAGGUAUGAACUGUCCCAAAACUGAUAAUUCGACCCUUUUGUUUCGUUUCAAUCACCAUACAAAGUAGGUGCAACAUGAUACCAACGUUAGUACAAAGUGCUCUUCGUAUUCAUACAACUUGGCACCACCAUUAGUACAGGGCACAUGAACCUCCCAUAGUGUUGGGUGUUUCGUAUCUUCUAUUUGACAUUGUGCUUCGUAUUCAUGCAAGAUGGCAUAUUUAGCACAAGGAAUAUUAUCUCCCAAGGUUGAGACCGUCAUCAUAAUUAUUUCGGAUUCUUACUGCUCGCAUAAAGUUAACUCAUCAGA
Molecule: messenger RNA, 3657 nt
Organism: Pseudo-nitzschia multistriata
Lineage: Eukaryota; Bacillariophyta; Bacillariophyceae; Bacillariales; Bacillariaceae
Source: the annotation of a GenBank genome assembly